AUUGUCUCAGACAACCCAUGAGUCUGCUUGAGUUAAUACCGUGAGCAGCUACCAACAUUUACAUGGAUAAUGCAUAGAGUAAAUUGUAUACUUCAUUACUGCAGGUGAAGCAAAUUGCAGGAUGGAAUGGCUAGAAUUACAUCUCAAUCAGUGACAUUGCGGAAGCAUAAUUUGCAUGGAUACUGAACUUUACAGAAUGACGAGGCGGACUGGGCAAGAUUUCUAUGGAAUCUGUCAUGACAGAAAGUAAAACUUAUUAAUUGUAAGUUACCUUGUUGGAUGAAACUGGUGAUAUGAACCUUGCAGUUAUGGCAAUGAUUUGAAAGGAAUAAACAUUCAAGUAUUGCAGGUAUUUUUGGUCAGAAAUAUUAAAUAACAACAAAGAAUCUUAUUUGUGCAAGACCCUAUGAGUCCUAAUUUAUAAUCAAAUUUGAAUUUAAUAAUUAUGAAUUAUUAAUUAUGGAUGCAAACAAUAAUUAGUAAACUCAUAUGGUGCAAGAACAGGCUAAUGAAAAAUUUCUAAACACCAAAAAUUUAACUGAAUAAAUUUAAAAAUCAAGCACUUAUAGCACAGCUUGACUUGUGUAGAUGAGCUGCAUCACUGAGCUGUGUCACCAGAGUCAUGCCCAAACUACUGACAUUAGUGAAGUGGAUGUGAUGAGAAGUAUGUCUAAAUUCUGAUAAUAUAACUAGCAGAAUUAAAAAAUCAAGCAUGCUUUUAGAGCACUGCUUAACAUAUCUAUAAAGACAUAAACUGAAGCAUCUGAGAGCUGCAUCACACAAUUCAUGCAGUAUCUUCUGACAUGAGUGAAGUGGAUGUGAUGAGAUGAGUACCAGCAGCCCUGUGGUGAUGAGUGUUGUGGUGGUGAUACGUAAGCUGCUUGCGGCGCUGUGGUCGGUGGUGGGCGCCGUGAAGCGCUGCUUCUGCUGCGUCAGGAGACGGCGAGACUCCUGCCCCAGCCUGCCCGUCCUGCUGCAGCCUGCGACCGACACUAGUUAUAACCAAGAUGUUGAUGUGUGUGGGGGGCAGGACAGCGCCUGCUGGGGGGACUGGGACGGCGGUCCGUCCUCGGUGGUGUGUGAGGGCCGCAGCAGCGCCGCGCCACGGCAGAUGUCGGCCGUCCAGGAGCAGAUCUUCUUGUACCGCCAGCAGCAGCAGAUGCGGCAGUCUGAACCUGUUCCUGAACAGCCAAAUUUACUUGAGGAACUGGCUCCUAAAAUUGCGCGUAAACCACAAGUUGUGAUAUACGCGCGACCAGACGACGACGAGCAGCGAUGCGCCGCCCGCACCAGCCUGUCCUGCACUGACGCCCUCAUGCAGGUGGGCGGCGAGUUGGGCGAGUGGGACGAGGAGGGCGGCGAGACGCACUGGGACGACGACAGCGAGGACGUGGCGCCUGAACACGUCGCGUGCGUGCUGCAGCAACAGCGGCAGCAGCGACAACAACAGCGUCUUGCUAGAGAGCAGCGUAAACAGCAGCAGCUGCAGCAACACAGGGAUAACCGCGCCAAGAUGGCUACCAAGAUAUCCUAGUGUUGGAUAUUCAUGUUUUAAAAAGUUAUUUAUGCUUUAAAAAUUACCGAAUAAUAAUAACACAGUUGACUGUACAACACCUAAAAACCACCAAGAUAUCCUAGUGCUGGAUAUUCCUUUAGGGGUCACCGAGAUAUCCUAGUGUUGGAUAUUCCUUUAGGGGUCACCAAGAUAUCCUAGUGUUGGAUAUUCCUUUAGGAGUACGCUAGACGAAGGAAAUUGCCUGCCCAGGAUACAUGAUUAGGAACCUAGAUAUCCUUCGGUGGGAUACAAAUUUCAUGAUGACCUAAUAUCCUGAUCUUAGGAGGAUAUUGCCUGCCACGGAUACAUGUUUACGAACCUAGAUAUUCUAGAUCUUAGAUUUCCAAUGGUAGAAAUAAAAGAUGUCCAGAGAUAAAUGUUGUUGAUGUUUUCCUGUUUGUUCUAGUGUAUGUUUGGAUAUUAUUUCUUAAUUAGUAGUAAUUUAUAUUUUUAAUAUACGUGUGUUAUAAUCCACCGUGCUUAGUUCACUCGUCUUUCCAUGUGAUUGUACAAUGUUAUUUAUGAAGGAGUCAAAUUUUUGUGAAUCUUUCAGGAAUGUGCGUGUUGUUUUAUCUUGUGUGUACAAGAAGCUAUUUGCACUCGACUUGUCUUUGGAUGGCAACAAACAAAUACUUGUUACCGCUUGUUUCACUCCUUCCUAAGCAGAUUCCUUGUUUUACAUGUCGCUUUACGCUAUUAUUUCCCUUGGGUAUUUUUCCCUUCACUCGGCGUUUGAGGUCUUCUACUUAUAUAUUUUUGAACAAAUAAACAUUAGCAAUUCGUGAAGGAUAUUAUAAACUGGUGUAAUGGUUUGGAAUUUUGAGAAAUGAGAGGCUGACGAUAGUGUUGUGAGGUUACCUUAAGCCAAACUUCUUGUAUUAUAUUUAAUGCGAGAAUACCUAUUUAGGUCGAGCUUGUUUUGUCCAUCUACGCCAAACCUGUAAUUAUAUACAUAAUCUUAAUGCAAUGAAAUUAUCUGAAUUUCUUGAAACGUUAAGCGCGACUAAAUGGAUCUAUGAUGAACUGCCAGCUGCUAGUAAAUAGGUAGUAGCUACAACUGCUUGUUCACUUGGUAUUUAUUUCUUCUUUCAUUUGUUUGUGGCGAAUUCAUGCAUUUUAGUGUAAAGUGUGAGCGCGGGCGGCUGUGUUUAUGAGUGCAAAUUAUGCAUUACACACGAGAAUCAUGUAUAACUUUGUAUAAAAGUUCAUUGCCACUGAAAAAGGCAGGAUUAUUGUACGUUAACAUAAUUACAGAUGGUUUGGUUAUACUGAAAAUGUUCCGCUUGCUGCGCCUUGAUGAACGUUACUUGUUUUCUUGAUGAUAUUCCUAUCUGUAUCCAGAAUUUUGUAUUUUACGCUUAUAUUCGAGGGGAUUUUAUGGAAGCGAAUUGGGAACCCAAUGCUUUAUUAUUACUUACGUGCUUAGAUAUGACUAGCGUUCUGGGCAUGCGUAGUGCUACGGUUAUCCCUGUGCUAUCUCAAGUUAUCAAAAAUUCAUUCCUCUGUAGUUAUGUCGUAGCUUUUAUAUUCUCAGUAAUGCGUUGUAUUUUAGUCUCAAAAACAUUGGAGCCAGAUGACGGCGUAGUGGGAAUAAAAGCAAGUACCGAAACUAUUUGUUACUGUUAAUUGUAAUCGACCUUCUGCUAUGGAGGAGAGAUCGCUGAUUUUGCGAGUCAUGGGACGUAAUUAAACUCAUUUAGGAGCGGAAGGCAUGAACUAUAUGAUGGCUGUACAAGGCUAUGUCCCUAACUCCAUUGUUUGUCUUGCCCUCACAAGAGGCAAUAGUGAAAAAAUUUUAUUUUAAAGUUACGCGGUAUUAGUUACCAGGUUUGGUAAUUCAUACCACAAUGAGGAGUGGGAGGGUAAGCGUUACUGGUAUGCCAAACCAAACAAGUUUGUGGGGAAUCAUUUGAGUGCGAUUUGAGAAAAGUUGAAGUUUCGUCAAACUUGGAUGUAACUCAUGUAACUCAUAACUCAAACUUGGAUGUAACUGCUUCUUAAAAACUACGCUGUAAAGCGAAGUUAAUUACUUAAUCAACAAUAUUAUGAGCCAAAAAUACGACUGGUUCAACUGUUACGAUGCGGUGGCUUAAGGACUUAUCUCAUCCUAAUGUCGCAUUCUCGUGUGUGUAGGCGAGGUUGUUUGUUGUACCUUGGACCAAAAUACUUGAUAUUAGUUUGUGCUCCGAUGUUAUGAGAUGAAAUCUAUCAAUAUUUUAGUGCCUGCUCAGUUUACUUUAUUCUCCUGCUCGUAAUUUAUUUUUUUAGUAGAUUGGGAAUGAAAAGAUCAUGAUGUCGCUAUCAACAAUUACAAUGCAGAGCAUUUAGGUAUUCACAAUGAAUAAUAAUAUAGUAAAUCAACUAAUGCCACGAAUUUUGUCAGGUCUUCCAAGUUUUUUGGAAUGAGUUUUAUCUUCCCAAUACCUUUGAUAUAUCUAUUUAAAUUAUUGAUACUAGGUCACUCGAAUCGAAAAUUCACUAAAAAUUUAAAAGAAAAUGAAAGUCCAGAAAAAGUCACCAUAUCACCAAGAUAUGGUGACUUUUUAUCGAUUUUUUUCGUAAUAUUCAGUUGUUUGCAUUUCAAAUAUGGCGUCUCAGUGCCAAUGCUGCCUUCAGUGUUGACUGAUGACGCGAUGUGUGACGCCCGCUUCAGUGUUGACUGAUGACGCGAUGUGUGACGCACGCUUCAGUGUUGACUGAUGACGCGAUGUGUGACGCACGCUUCAGUGUUGAGUGAUGACGCGAUGUGUGACGCACGCUUCAGUGUUGAGUGAUGAUGCGAUGUUGUCAUCUUACCUUGUCACUCCUCGUCCAAAGUUCUCCACUAAAUGAAGUUUGUAUGCACGAAAUACAAUGAGUUUUAGGGACUUUAUUCAUGAAGCUUCAUUUCAGUUAGCUUCACGCUGUCCGAAUGUUCUUGGAUGCAAAUUUUCUGGACUUCAGCGAAUUAUAGACGGAUAUUUGCCUGACUUCAGUUAAAUAUAAACGUAUGUCUACUGGAAUUCAGUAAAAUGUAAACUAUGUAAACGUAUGUCUACUGGAAUUUAGCGAGUCCUCGUAUAUAGUCUCGCUAAUUUCAGUUGUAGUUUUAGAAAAUCUAUGGUUGUUUAAUAGGGCUGUUGAUGUUAAUACUAUAGCGCUCAUUGUAAAGGCCAUGUUCCUUCACCAAUGCUGGGCCAAAAUCCUCGUCCUAUUUUGCAUUUUUGCGAUUAAAAUUUAUUCACUGAAA
This is a messenger RNA of Hyalella azteca, 4784 nucleotides long. Its product is annotated as receptor-binding cancer antigen expressed on SiSo cells. Lineage: Eukaryota; Metazoa; Arthropoda; Malacostraca; Amphipoda; Hyalellidae. The record is from RefSeq and is a predicted model, not a curated record. The coding region runs from base 827 to 1534 and encodes 235 amino acids. Gene Ontology annotation, cellular component: secretory granule. The transcript has 5 exons.